Molecule: messenger RNA, 907 nt
Organism: Frankliniella occidentalis (western flower thrips)
Lineage: Eukaryota; Metazoa; Arthropoda; Insecta; Thysanoptera; Thripidae
Gene: Rpp25
Product: ribonuclease P protein subunit p25-like protein
Exons: 5
Coding region: 127-687 (186 amino acids)
Biological process (GO): tRNA 5'-leader removal
Cellular component (GO): ribonuclease MRP complex
Molecular function (GO): RNA binding
Source: RefSeq, a predicted model, not a curated record
AAAACGAUGCUGCGGCAGUCCAGUUGCAGACGACAGAAACGCGAGUCGUUUGAGAGGUGUUCGUUGGCGUGACCAAAACAAACAACGGUUUGGGUUUAGACUUCUAAACACAGGCCUGUAGAAGAAAUGGAAAACUAUCGGAAGGGGAAAAAUGUGGAGGAGGAGUUGACCAGGGACAAGAUACCAAUUCCUGAUUUACCCAACAACUUCAUAUGGAUGCAGGUGCAUGGUGGUAGCAAGAUAAGAAAUCUACUGGACGUAGCUCUGAAAGGUUUUGUUGAUCAGGGAGCAGUUGUAUGGACAGGGUCUGGAGCUGCUAUUAGCAAAACUAUAUCAUGCGCAGAAAUUCUGAAACGUAAACACAAAGCUCAUCAAAUUACAAAAAUUUCGUACAGAAAGUAUGAAGAAUUUUGGGAGCCACUAUUAGAGGAGCUAGAUGAUUUAGUAGUCAUUCGAGAUGAACCUAUUAUUCAUAUCCUACUCAGCAAGGAGCCUCUUAACACUCAAGAAUUAGGUUACCAAGCACCAGGCGAGAUUGAUUCAUCUUUCAAAGUUGCAUAUGAAAAACAUAAUUCUAAAUCUGCUGGAAAUAAGAAUAGAAAUAAGCCCUACACCUCUAAUUCAGAACAGAAAAGUCAAUCAUUUAAGUCUCAGAGACAAGGACAACAUAAAAGACCUCAAACCUGAUAGUGCUUAGGCUUAGGAUAAUAUACUUCUCAAACUGCAGGCCUGGUUCAAAAAUUUAUAGGUUCAUAUUAGUAUUACCUCUUUUCUUUUCCAAAAUGAUUUAUGGUUUUUUUGUGCUCAGAAUGUUUCAAAUAUGAGACAAGUUUAAAUCCUAAUUAAACAGAUGAUUUGUUGAUGAAAUUAAGACUGUGAUGAGAAAAUAAAUUCACAUGAAAUUGGA